AUGGCGAAACCAGAAACUAGUGAAAUAAGUCGACCAAUUGCUCACCUAAAACCACCUUCUGAGUUUGACGUCGACGUUUCAAAUGUCGCGCACUCAUGGAAACGUUGGCGAGAAGAAGUAGAGCUGUAUAUGGAAUUGGCUAUGGUUGGAAAGAAGGAAGAGACGAUAGUUAAACUCUUUCUGUACAUUGUUGGAAAUCAAGGUCGAGAAAUAUACGAGACAUUAUCGUUUGAUCAAGAACCCGAAGAGCGGAGCUUUAAAGGUAUUGUUGAAGCAUUCUCGAACUAUUGUGACCCGAAGAAAAACGAGACUGUAGAGAGAUACAAGUUCUUUACAAGAGUGCAAGAAGCGGGAGAAACAUUGGAUAAGUUUAUCACAGAUGUGAAAAUUCUGGCUGCAACGUGUAACUUUGAACAGCUUAAAGAAUCAUUGAUCCAAGACCGAAUAAUUUGUGGCAUGACUGACUCGACCAGUGAUAGCAGCGACUAUGAGGAAAUUAAAAUGGUAAAAGUGGACGAUAAGCGAAAGCCAGAAAUAUCGUCAAGCACAAAACAAUUCCCUAAGCGAUUAUAUGCCUCAAUAACCGUUGGUAAACAGCCGGUGAAUUUUCAAUUAGACCGUGGCGCGACAUGCAAUGUCAUUUCAUUAUCUAUGUUAGAGCGGUGUUUAGGAAAAGUUCAAUUGAAAGGAACAACCCAAGUUCUCAAGAUGUAUAACAAAGCGAUGGUACAAGCGGUCGGACAAUGUGUGUUACAAUUAAAAAAUGAGAAAACUGGCAAAAGCUAUGAAACUGAAUUUGUUUAACAAAUGAGCCUAAGUACAGUCAGAUACGAGAAUAUAUUAUUGUUGUCGGUUAAAUCAAGUAAAACAGUGUUGACUAAAGAUACCCUUAUUGAACAAUAUUCAGAUGUUUUUCAGGGGACUGGCAAAUUUGACGAACAAUAUCAUGUAACAAUUGAUCCAGAUGCAACACCUGUGGUUCAUCCACCAAGACCAGUACCUAUUGCGCUGAAAGACGAUUUGAAAGCAAAAAGUGGUAACCAUUUUAAAGUGGUAACCGAACCGACACCUUGGGUUUCGAAUAUGGUUAUUGUUAGAAAACCAACUGGCAAGCUACGUAUAUGUAUAGACCCGAAGGAUCUCAAUAAAGCUACCAGACGCGGUCACUCUCCAAUUCCAACGAUAGACGAGAUUUUGCCCGACCUGAGAGAAGCAAGAGUGUUCAGUGCAUUCGACGUGAGAAAUGGGUUUUGGCAUGUGGAGCUAGACGAAGAAAGUUCCCUACUGACCACCUUUAUAACCCCAUUUGGCCGUUAUCGCUGGCUGCGGAUGCCAUUUGGUCUGACAAGUGCACCAGAAGAGUUUCAACGACGCCAACAUCAUGUUAUAGAGAAUCUUCCAGGAGUGGUAGCAAUUAACGAUGACAUCCUCGUGAUUGGCAACGGUGCUACGCGUGAAGAAGCAGAGCGAGAUCAUGAUGUGAAAGUUUAUGCAUUAAUGCGUCGAUGGCGUGAGAAGAACACCACGUUGAAUGCAGAUAAAGUCAAACUGAGUUGUAAUGAAGUUACAUUCAUGUGUCAUCUGUUGACAGACGAAGAACUGAAGCCUGAUCCAAAGAGCAAUCUUAGAGAUGCCUAA
Messenger RNA from Paramuricea clavata, 1638 nucleotides. NCBI's taxonomy places the organism in Eukaryota, Metazoa, Cnidaria, Anthozoa, Malacalcyonacea, Plexauridae. The record is from the annotation of a GenBank genome assembly.